This is a messenger RNA of Coniophora puteana RWD-64-598 SS2, 1482 nucleotides long. RefSeq lists its product as uncharacterized. NCBI's taxonomy places the organism in Eukaryota, Fungi, Basidiomycota, Agaricomycetes, Boletales, Coniophoraceae. The coding region runs from base 1 to 1482 and encodes 493 amino acids. The transcript is spliced from 2 exons. The record is from RefSeq and is a predicted model, not a curated record.
AUGCAUCCAGCUCUCCUCAUCGACGAGAUCUUCCUUAUCAUCUGUCAGUAUCUAUCCGAUGACAAGACCUUGCUCAACAGCCUCGCCCGUAGUUGCAAACCGCUCUCAGACGUGGCACUCGACGAACUCUAUGCGCACAUCCACUCGCUUCAUCACCUGUUCAUGUGCCUCCCCAAAGAUUUGGUGCAAAUAGAACGCCAUGAGAUCAACUUCAAACGUCCCAUCCAAACCUCCGACUGGGCUAUCUUCCGCAGGUAUGCCUACCGUGUUCGAACGCUUGAGACGAGGCUCCACGACCCUGCCAACCUCCGCGUAGGAGAGAGUAUCUCCCUCGCAAUGCUUCGUGCCAAUGACACCCCUCUGCUUCCUUGCUUGCACACAUUACACUGGGAAUGGAAUCCCGCUUACAGGGCUCCGCUCGUCGAUAUCGUCCGCGUGCUCGUUGGACCAUCCCUGCGCGUUGUUUCCCUUAUUCAUAUUGGACUCUCUGAUCCUACAAUCAUACCGAUGCUCGUUGAAAGGAUGCCUGCUCUACACAGCCUAUCACUUAGCGGAUUCUCUAGCUUUCGAGGAGAAAUACUCAAUACACUUCAGUCAAUAUUAACCGAGAAUCUGCCAAGGUUUGCUGGACUAAUAACCUUUGCCUAUUUGGAUGGCCCUUACAUUGAGCCGCAGCUCAUGUCAGUUAUUUCUCAUCUUCCCAAGCUGGAAUGCCUCAGACUCUCCCAACCCUUGUACUACGACGAUCCCGCUACCAAUGUAUCUUUCACGCAAUUCUCAAAGCUCAGAUCUUUGUCCAUGCGCGGCAACGGCCAUGCUACGUCUUGGAACAAAUUCGUGGUCUCAUCCAAAGAUGGCUUCCCAUUUCUUGAAAGCCUCGACUUGACAUUUGAGAUCAACUUGAUUCCAUCUCGAUUGCAAGACAUUGCAUCAGCUCUCGCGUCAAGUCCUAUUUGUGAACUAAGCCUGCAUCCACCUUGCACUCUUCCUCUAGAUCAUGCGCUCACAGGGGACAUCUUCCUUCCAUUUACCCGCUUUACUCAAAUGCAGAAAGUGUAUCUUCAUUCCGAAGGCGAGAUGGCUAUCGACGACUCCCACAUUGCGACGCUGGCCACCGCGUGGCCUGACCUUCGUCAGCUGAUAAUGAUAGCAAACAAUGAGCAGAAACGUCUAACAUCGGGCGUUACAUUCAAAGGGCUCUGUACUUUACUCCGCGGCUGUCGUCAGCUACACACAUUCUGUCUUCCCCUCGACCUAGUUCAGGAGCCAUUGACGGACACCCCUGUGUCCGAGCUUCCGCGCAACUAUCUCAUCACGCGUAUGGACAUCUGGGGUUCGGCUGUUGCGGACACAGAUCACGUCGCCCGCUGCUUCUCGCAGAUGUUUCCGCGGCUCGAAAGAAUCUUUUGCAUCGACAAUCGUUGCGACAACAAGGCGUGGGCUACGUUCGAGAGGCUAGUGCGACUCGUCACAUUGCGAUGA